CUUCGUUUUGACACGACAAUUUCGUUUGCUAGCGAUUUGUGAACUUUCAGAAGUGUAUUGUGAGUUCAAGUGUCGGUGCACUACGAGGAUUUAUCCGUGUCGCUAUUUUAUAUUGACACUCUCAACAGUAGAAAGUAUUUCUUGUUAUUCAAAUUCUAGAUAAACAAAAUGGAUAAAGUUAUCAAAUACUGUGAACCUGGCCGCGCCUUCGCCAAGGACUCCAUUCGAUUGGUUAAGCGUUGCACAAAACCAGAUCGACGAGAAUUCCAGAAGAUCGCCAUUGCCACCGCCAUUGGUUUCUGCAUCAUGGGAUUCAUUGGUUUCUUCGUGAAACUCAUUCAUAUUCCAAUUAACAAUAUCAUUGUUGGAUCAUAAGUUUAAGACACAUUAAAUUAUAUUUAUUUCCUUAAAGAGAGACAAAUAUCGUUUUCCUAGGACUUAUUAUGUAGUUCUCAGUUUUUGUCAUAAUUAUACUCUGGCAUUUUGUGAGUGCUCUUUUGUUCUUAAAAGAAAAUAUAAGAUGCGAAGAUCUGUUUGUAUGAUGAUUAAAUGAAAGGAUUUUUUAAAAAUUUA
Hermetia illucens (black soldier fly) is the source of this 573-nucleotide messenger RNA. Its product is annotated as protein transport protein Sec61 gamma-2 subunit. Gene Ontology annotation, biological process: post-translational protein targeting to membrane, translocation; protein targeting. Gene Ontology annotation, molecular function: transmembrane protein transporter activity. The record is from RefSeq and is a predicted model, not a curated record. Gene Ontology annotation, cellular component: Ssh1 translocon complex; membrane. The transcript is spliced from 2 exons. NCBI's taxonomy places the organism in Eukaryota, Metazoa, Arthropoda, Insecta, Diptera, Stratiomyidae. Bases 169 to 375 code for a protein of 68 amino acids.